This is a messenger RNA of Eublepharis macularius, 3279 nucleotides long. It is a transcript of the gene BORA, whose product is annotated as BORA aurora kinase A activator. Gene Ontology annotation, biological process: regulation of mitotic nuclear division; activation of protein kinase activity; regulation of mitotic spindle organization. NCBI's taxonomy places the organism in Eukaryota, Metazoa, Chordata, Lepidosauria, Squamata, Eublepharidae. Gene Ontology annotation, molecular function: protein kinase binding. Gene Ontology annotation, cellular component: cytoplasm; nucleus. The record is from RefSeq and is a predicted model, not a curated record. Bases 37 to 1725 code for a protein of 562 amino acids. The transcript is spliced from 12 exons.
UGGGCAGAGGCGCUGGGCUGGGUGCAACUUCCUAUUAUGAGCGGUGGAAAAGAAAUUAAAAUGCAGAUCGGUCCAGAGACUCCUGGACGACUUCCGCUCCAAAACCCCUUUGAAAGCCCGAGCGAUUACAGCCAUCUACAGGAACAGACCGUGUCAAGUCCGUCAGUUUUUAAGUCCACAAAGUCUUCCUUGACUCCAGGAGAAUUUGGGUGGUCUAUAGAAGAACUUGCUUUAAUAAACCCGGUGGAAAUUGACUCUGAAGAUAUACGCCGGCAAGCUUUGCACUUAAGCUGCGCCAGACUAGAUAGAGAGGCAGAAGAGAAAAGACAGAAAGCAAUUGAAGAGUUCUUCACCAAAACUGUCAUUGUUCCGUCUCCUUGGACUGAUCACGACAGAAAGCAAGAUUCCCGUUUUAAUUCAACUCGCUGUAUUGAACUAAACAGCGCUUCACCGGUUAGCAGCGAACUGAGCCGGUUAGUCACGCCUCCUGAGAAAAACAAUGCCACUUGCCAGACAAUACUGUCUCUGCCUGUAGAUUUUGACUUGGAAAAAAUUCUAGGUGCAUAUUUUAGACCAGACGAAUUGGCAGAUCAGUCUCAGGAAAGCCUGAGUACUUCCUCAUUGAGAAGAAAGCUGUUUCUGGAUGAGAAUGGAAGUCUGUCUGAGAACUUGUCCCCUUCUCAGAGCCCACGCAACGUUCCUGCCUCACUCGGAGUGCUGUGCUCCAUAGACAUCUCCCCAGUCCGCUGCAGAAGCCCCCUGAAUACAUCGAGUUCGGGCCAAUUUUCUUCUAGCCCAAUUCAGGGAGAUCCAAGGAGAUACAGCCUGGGAAGCCUAGCCAGCCCUCGGUUUCCUGAGAGAAGUCCUGCCAACGUCAUCUCUCCAACUGUUUCUCCAAUUGGCAUUCAGAUAAGAAAGACACCAUUAUCAGGACAAAGACGAUUCACUUUUCGCUCCCCAGACAUCCCUUCCGUAUCAAACUCCCGCCGCCCGACUCCUCCUCCAACCAGAUCUUCUUUUGUGGAAUGUUCGCCGUUAAAAAACUGUUCCCCUAUGAGACUGAUGGCUUGCCGAGGAGCCACCAUGUACCAGACCUCCUUCGUGCGUCUGCCUUCUACCCCCGAAAGUUUCGACGAAGAGCAGGAAGAGGAAGCGAAGGGCUCACCCGCUGAAAUCUCCUUGCCGAAAGUCAGUCUGCACCAACUGAAUGGGGAUUCCUUUCCGCACGGUCAACGUUUUGUGGUUGCCAGAGUGUCCAUAUCACCGGACCGCUCUGGAGCUCAUGCCCAAGAGUUGGCCCUGCUCCACAAUCUUGACAGCUUGAAUGAAAACCGCACGGUGGAUAUGAUGGAUGCAGAGGAAACGUUGGAUGUAAACUCAGUGCAGGGUUCGGUGGAGAACAGCAACCAGCCGGUGGCUGGCUUUAGCAUAGAAGGAUCUUGCAUGUGCCUGUUACCGCUAGCUGAGAGCAGCACCAGCCCAUGCGAGAACAGUAGCAUCCAGGUGGACAGUGGCUAUAACACCCAGACCUGUACCAGUAGUCUUAUGGAUACAGCGGGAGUGGAGAUCAGUGGGAGAGAGAAUGAUACACACUUUUAUGAGACUCAGAACAAAUGCAGUCUCUUCAAAACAAAGCAAUGCAAACCCGUCCCGGGAUACUGGACUGAAACCGAGCCUGUGAACUGUUCUGGCUGCCCCCCGAUAGAACGACCGCGGUCAAAAUAAAAUACGUGUUGCGCCUGGAGUUGAGGUGGUUCACUGUAGGAGCCGAAGCAAUUGUUCUCGAGAAACCUGUGGAAGUCCAGUAUUGGCCGGAUUGCUCACUUUGUCAUUGGAAGGGUGGUUGUUAACGCAGAUAACAGGAGGUGCCCUCACAGCUUGGACUUGAUUCAGACCUCAUGGUGGCCCCAUUGCGUUGGCAGGGGGGGGGUGCUGCUCACAGAUGCAAGGUUUAAGCCGUGGUAGUGCUUGUACAGAGGUGCUGUUUGUGAGAACAGAUCCUGCCUUAUCAGGGUUGCCAGUACAAGACUGGCCACCGACAGGAGACUUGCCUUGUGGGGGGGCCCUUGCUGGCAAUGUAAUGACGACGCCAGUGUCACCCAGACGCCAUUUCUGGGCACAUGGGGAGAGAUGUCAGUGCAUCAGGAUGCUCUCCGUUGCACCCCCAUUUCCUCCAGCCGAGUGGUGCUGGGGUGGGCCUGACGCGGCAGGGGAUCCCUUAUCACCAGCAGGAACCUGGCAAGCCUGCACCUGAUAGCUGCUGUGAUUUUCACCCCCCCUUCCCGAAAGAGCUGUUGCACUUGCUCGAAUUGUGAGAUCCGCAAAAAAAGGGCGCCCACGAAAAAAAUUUCAUUCUUGCAAACCGCACCUCUCGUCUCUGGAUUUUGAGGGCAUUCGCAAAGGAGUCGUCACUGGUCUGAACUGGGCACCAGAAGCACAUGGAACUGCACAGUAAAACAUCAACAAGAGGGAUUGUUUUGCUCAUCUUAUUUUCCGUGAAAAUAAAUAUUUUAGUCAACAAGUCCAUUUCUUCCGUCAAUUCUCUUUUGUCAUUGUUGGGAGAUCGUGCACAAAAGCAUACCUUGACGUUUAUGACUUUUGGUAGUAUUCACUGUAUUCUAACAAUCUUUGUGCCUUUCCCUUGUUUUUAAAAAUCAAAAAAAAGUUACCCUUUUGUGUACAAAAAUGUGAAUUUCUUACACAAAACUACACAGGUAUGAAACUACCACAGAAUGUACAGAAAAGAUCCCAUUUAUCUUUUUUUUUACUUUUUAAUACAUUAGCAAACAUCCCUUGCACACGGAUUGUUUCAUAGUUGCUCUAACUUAAUUGGAAUGAAGUAAUUAUCUUGAUUUACACAAUAAAGAUUUGUCACACCUAGGCUAAAUGUUGUCUCUGUGAUAUCUCAAAAUUAGAAAGUGAUCAAUAGAACUAAGAAGAUAGCAACUGCUUUGACUGUAUCCAGUCUAGACAAGGAAAAGCUGCAUGUUUGCAGAUAUCUGAUCUGGCUGUGCUGAGCUAUGUUUCAGUAACCUUGAGGCUAGGCUACUGUAUCAUGCUGUACAUGGGGCUGCCCUUGAAGAUGAUCCAGAAACUAGUUAGCACAGAAUACAGCUGCCAGAACUGCCACUCUUACUCUGAGGUCCCUUCACUGACUGCCUAGCUUCCACAUCCAAAUCCAAGGUACUAUUGCUAACCUUUAGAGGCCUUCAUAACCAGCCCCACCCUCUACUUGAAGAACUGCCUCCCCUCCCUCCACGGUCCCCUUCUGCAGCUUCA